AUGUCCACCAUGGCGACACAAUCUUACCCAGAGGGUAGAGUCCUCAUCAUUAUGACAGGAGGUACCAUUUGUAUGAAAUCUUCACCGGAAGGCUUGGUUCCAGCAAGAGGGUUCCUCAAAGAAGGAAUGGCUACUAGACCGUCAUUCAACGACGGCUCAAAUCCAGAUCCUAUGCCAGUUAUGACCACAAACACUACAGAAGAAUAUUUACCCAGUUUACGUACUCCUCCGAGCACGUAUUCUCGACAUGUUCGUUAUACCUUGUACGAAUUUCCUGUCUUGCUAGAUUCCUCAUCAAUAUCUUCAAAUGGUUGGACACAAAUUGCUACCACGAUUGAAAGAAAUUAUCAUUUAUUUGAUGGCUUCGUUGUUCUUCAUGGUACAGAUAGUUUGGCAUACACGAGUUCAGCUUUAUCUUUUAUGUUGUCACAUCUUGGAAAACCUGUUAUUCUUACGGGAUCUCAAGCUUCAAUCUUUGCUCUUCAAUCUGAUGCCGUGGAUAACCUUCUUGGAUCAUUAAUCAUAGCCGGAACUUUCAUGAUUCCGGAAGUAUGUCUUUUCUUUCAUCACAAUUUAUUCCGCGGAAAUCGCACUACCAAAGUUUCGGCUACCUCCUUUGAUGCUUUUGCUUCACCAAAUUGUGAACCAUUAGCAAAGGUGACUGCUUUAGGAGCAACAGUCAAUUGGAAUCUGGUUCGUCGCCCACGAUCGAUUGCUAAAUUCGGAGUACAAUUAAAUCUUGAUACUUCCCACGUAGCAUGCCUUCGUAUCUUCCCUGGUAUCAAACCAGAAAUGAUCGAUGCCGUCCUUCGUAUUCCAAACCUCCGUGGCCUUAUUCUCGAAACUUUCGGAGCCGGUAACGCACCCAGUGGAGAUGAUGGAAGCAUGAUCAAAAUCAUGAAAGAGGCAUGUGAGAGAGGUGUAAUCAUAGUCAACGUAUCACAAUGCCACUCCGGUUCCGUCUCCCCGCUGUACGCACCAGCCACCAUUUUGGGCAGAGCAGGUGUAGUUUUCGGUCACGACUUAACAACUGAAGCUGCCCUCACUAAACUUUCAUUUCUCCUCGCUCUUCCUGAUCUUUCAUACGACGAUGUCACCAUGCAAAUGCAAUGUUCCAUUCGAGGAGAAAUGACCGAGGAAGGUAGCACAGCCUUUUCACAUCCACCAACCGAAGUCGCAGUUACAGCUCAACAACACGCGUUUACGGGAUUAGGAUACGCCAUUGAAAAAGGUGACACGAAUGCCAUCAUCAAUAUCCUCGACCAUGAUCGAGCUGGUCUUCUUCAAACAACCGAUUACGUAGGAAAUACCGCUUUACAUUUAGGGGCUGUAGGUCCUUCAGUAGACCUUUUAAGAGAAUUACUCAAGCGUGGUGCAAGCGUACAUGCCCGUAAUAAAGCGGGGAAUACCCCGUUGUUUUUGGCGAGAAAGGCGGGAGAGAAACAGAGGGAACAUGUGAGGGUUUUGGAAGAGGCGGGGGGUCAUUUGUGGGUUGAGGAGAGGAGGAGGUUGUAG
Botrytis fragariae is the source of this 1515-nucleotide messenger RNA. Its product is annotated as putative 60 kda lysophospholipase protein. The transcript has 3 exons. Bases 1 to 1515 code for a protein of 504 amino acids. The record is from RefSeq and is a predicted model, not a curated record. NCBI's taxonomy places the organism in Eukaryota, Fungi, Ascomycota, Leotiomycetes, Helotiales, Sclerotiniaceae. Gene Ontology annotation, molecular function: asparaginase activity; protein binding.